Messenger RNA from Daphnia pulex (common water flea), 2004 nucleotides. Its product is annotated as pickpocket protein 28-like. Gene Ontology annotation, cellular component: membrane. Bases 30 to 1880 code for a protein of 616 amino acids. Gene Ontology annotation, biological process: sodium ion transmembrane transport. Gene Ontology annotation, molecular function: ligand-gated sodium channel activity. Lineage: Eukaryota; Metazoa; Arthropoda; Branchiopoda; Diplostraca; Daphniidae. The record is from RefSeq and is a predicted model, not a curated record. The transcript has 12 exons.
UUUUAACACGAGCGUCGUUCUCUGGAUGGAUGUAUUGUUGCGCUCCAAUAGAGACACAGGCCAGCAGUGAAGAGACAAAAAAGAGAAUUAUUCUGCCACGUUUAAAUCAGUGUCACAGCUGCUUCGGUGUCUUUUGCAGUGAGUUCAUCAUGCCUCGUCUGAGAGCAAGAAUAAACAAAAGAUCAUCCGAAAGAAACCAACGGCUUUUACAGCAUUUUUGCGAAAACACCUCAAUUCAUGGCCUGAAACACAUUUUCGAAGACGGAAGUCUGUUCUUCGAACGAGUUAUUUGGAGCCUGGUGUUUCUCUCCGGCAUUUGCUUCUCGGGAUAUUUCUGUUUGCAAAUGUGGCAAAAGUGGGAGCAGUCUCCUUUACUCACAUCGGUCGAAACACAUCUUUACCCACUAAAGAAUAUCCCCUUUCCAGCUGUCACAAUCUGCAAUGUUAACAAAGUCUCGGGAAGAAAACUCAAUGACGCAAUAUCAGGCAAUCCCAAGUUCAAAGGUGUUUCUUAUGCAAAACUGCAAACGACACUGCGAUAUAUGACUAAACUGGAUAGAGCAUUCAACAACGAGGAAGAGUUGCUAAAGCUGAGCCGAUAUUACGAGGCGCUUAACAUCACUGCUCUUGAUUUGUUCAAGGUCUUGAAACGAACUGCGCCAUCUUGUACAGAUCUAAUUUUGGACUGCAGCUGGUUAGGGCUUUCCGAACCGUGUAUGCAGUACUUUACUUUCUUACCUACUGACGACGGAAUGUGCUGCACAUUUAACGGAGGAAAAUAUUUCGACACAAUAUUAGACCUAGAAACCAAAGCCCAUGAGCCCUUGAAAGUGAAUGGCAAUGGAUACCGAAUGGGUUUGUCUUUAGUUCUCGAUGCCGAUUUGAAUGAUUGCAGUGUUACUAGUGGCAAAUUCGACGGCUUCAAGGUGUUGAUCCAUUCGCCGGAAGAAUUUCCUGACGUGGCCCAUAGAGGAUUCGUGAUAGGUCUAGGAACAGAAACCUUCGUUGGAGUCAAAGCAACCACUUCUUUCUACGCUGAAGAGGUUGCCAAAGAAAUCCCACCUUCGAUACGUCAAUGUCAUGUGGAGGGCGAAAAGAAAUUGAAAUAUUUUCAGCGUUAUAGUCGAUCAGCUUGUUCCGUCGAAUGUGAUACGCAGUUUAUGGAAGAACGCUGUCAUUGCCGUCCAUUUUACUUCAAAGGAGAUAACCAGACAAAGUUGUGCGAAAUUAAGUCCUAUGGCUGCAUAGCUGAAGUUUAUGAGGGCAUUCAUUCACGGGGCGAUAUAUGUGGAGAAGAAUGUAACUGUUUACCUCCCUGCUCGGACACCUGGUACGAGCCAGAAAUUUCCUACGCAUCCUUCCCCGGUCGUGGUUUCAACCGAACACGCACUUUUAAACGAAUUGUAGCAAGACAUAGACUAAUUUCCGGAUCCGAAACAAAAGAAUAUUUAAAAUCCAAUGUAGCGAUGCUUCACGUAUACUAUAAAGAAAAGACAGGAAUGCGCUACAGAACGGAUAUUCGCUAUGGAAUCGAAGACUUUAUCUCUGCAAUGGGUGGACUUUUGGGCCUCGGUCUAGGCAUGAGCUUCAUCAGCGUCAUCGAAUUAUUCUACUUCCUCUUUUAUCGGCGCAUCUUUUUAUGGUUACGUACUAACUGGUCAACCCACAAGAAGGCACCUGAAAAUCAGACGAUGGCGAUUGCACCUCAGCAUUCCUACCGAACAUCUUCCAAAUCGAGGAAAAGUCCACCGUCUUCGCCAACAAUAAAUCCGUCAUCCUCGAACAUCUGGUUCCUCAGCCUCGAUGGACACUCGCAACUAGUUCGCCGUGGUUCAGUUAAUUUACCUUCUCAAAUACAGGGUCGGGUUUUUAAAUAUUGAUAAUCAUCAAGAACUCCCAGAUUCAUAAUUAAUAGCCCAAUAUUAAAUCUACCGAGUAAUGUAAAUAUCUUGUUUGGUAUGCGCAGAAGAAAAAGAAAAAUACGAAAUGGAAUCUUCAUCGUCA